Molecule: messenger RNA, 2369 nt
Organism: Sipha flava (yellow sugarcane aphid)
Lineage: Eukaryota; Metazoa; Arthropoda; Insecta; Hemiptera; Aphididae
Product: glucose dehydrogenase [FAD, quinone]-like
Exons: 3
Coding region: 188-2059 (623 amino acids)
Molecular function (GO): flavin adenine dinucleotide binding; oxidoreductase activity, acting on CH-OH group of donors
Source: RefSeq, a predicted model, not a curated record
UAAGUUAUUCAUUUAGUGUACUGUUGUCCAUGAAGGAGUGUUGUCUGAUAGUUCUCCCUAAAGUUAUAUCUAAUAUUUAAACCGAUUAAAAUGUUAUUUAUGGUUGUAACGUCACGUUUUCUAAUUAUGGCUUAAUAUUAUAAAAUUGUUUAUUAGCCCUCAAAUACAUGUCAUAUGUAAUGCCAUUAUGAUGGCUGUUGGACUAACCGUGCUUGGAACUUUUCUCCUGAUCACUCAGCCAUGUUUAUCUAAUGUUUUUAAAUUUUUGGGACAGUCCUAUCGUGAAAACUUAAUUCGAUUUCAUGAAGACGCACAAUUUGGAAACAAAUUAAUCCUAAAAGAAUACGAUUUUAUAGUAGUCGGAGCAGGAGCUGCAGGAGCGACGGUUGCGCGAAGAUUAGCUGAAGUACCAGAAUGGAACAUACUACUUCUGGAAGCUGGCGGAGAAGAAUCAUUGAUAACUUCUAUUCCAGCCAUUGCUCACUACUUACAAUUUACAAAUUACAAUUGGGGAUACCACACAGAAAAAGAAUUGCAUGCUUGUAAAGGGCUUAUAAACCAAAAAUGUCCUUGGCCAGCAGGAAAAGGACUUGGGGGAAGUACGAUAAUCAAUAAUAAUAUGUACACAAGAGGUAAUAUAAAAGACUUUGAUCGUUGGGCCCAAUUCGGAAACGAAGGGUGGUCCUAUGUGGAUGUACUACCAUAUUUUUUAAAAAACGAAGAUAUAAACGUACCGGAUUUAAAACAAUCGCCCUACCACGGAGUUGGAGGACCCCUGCCAAUUAGUUAUCCCUCGUUCAAAUCAAAACUAGUGGAUGCAUUCCUGGAUUCAGCACCCGAAGUAGGUAUGCGAGUUGGUGACUAUAAUGCACCGGGCAGCCACGUAGUGUUUUCGAGAAUUCAGAGCACGACGUUUGGCGGUAGUCGGGUUACAUCUGCGACAGCGUAUCUUCAAGAAAAUUUAAAAAAUCUACACAUACUUGAAUUCGGGUAUGUAACAAAAAUAUUAAUAGACGAAAAAACAAACACUGCGUAUGGAGUUGAGUUCGUGAAGAACAGAAAGAAACGAAGAGUGAUUUCGAAAAAAGAAGUCAUUGUAUCGGCAGGGACGUUUAACUCAGCAAAGUUGUUGAUGCUAUCCGGGAUUGGACCCAAAGAACAUUUGGAAUCCUUAGGAAUAAAAACCAUACGUGAUUUGCGAGUGGGAGACAAUCUACAGGAACAUCCUGCGUUCGCCGGGUUAAAUUUUGUUAUCAACGAGACCAUAUCAUUCGUUCCAGACCGGGUGUACCGUAACUUUAUCGGUGAAAUGAUUAAAAUAUCUCAGAAAAAAAGUUGGAUGAUGGUUUUGCCACCCGAAGGAGUCGGAUACGUGAAAACCAAAUACAACACAAAUGCGGGAGACGUGCCCGACAUAGAGUACAUAUUCCUACCUUGUAGUAUCGCGGGAGAAAGUGGCUUGGGUGGCAGUAUAGGACGAAGAUCGAUGGGCAUACCUGAUAGGUUGUAUUACGAGAUGUACAACGGGUCUCUAGCCAAAGACUCGUGGUCAAUUUGGCCGAUGUUGAUGUACCCAGAGAGCAGAGGACAGGUUCGUCUGCGCAGCGCCAAUCCGUUCGACAAGCCCGUGAUCAACGGGAAUUUCUUCGCGGACCCGAUGGACCUGAACCGGAUCGUUGAAGGCAUCAAGAUGGCGAUUGAGCUCAGCAAAACUAAGGCAUUCCAGAAGUACGGGUCCCGGCUGCACCAGAACCCGAUGCCGGGAUGCCAGCACUUGGAAUUCGGUUCCGACCGGUACUGGGAGUGUUGCGUGCAGACGAUGACCAUGCAGAUGCACCAUCAGAGCGGCACGUGCAAAAUGGGGCCGGCGUGGGAUCGCAACGCCGUGGUCGACCCUCAGCUGAAGGUUUACGGCGUGAACGGACUGCGCGUGAUCGACUGCUCGAUCAUGCCCACGAUCACGGGCGGUCACACGGUCGCGCCCGCGUACAUGAUCGGCGAGAAAGGCGCCGAUCUCGUCAAGUCGUCCUGGCCCACGGGCAACAACGGUACGCUGUGAAGACGCACUGUCUUCGCCGGCGAAUGUUUCCGUCUGAACGGAUUCCGUUCGAGUAACAUAUCUUAUACCGUUUGUACCGUUUUACACAGUUUCUAUUUUUUAUACGUUAUGAAUUGUAUUUUCCCAUACUUUUAGAGAUAUUUCAAACUAAUUAUUAUUAUUCUUAUUAUUGAUACAGCUAUUAGUUUAGUAUCAUUAACUGACGUACAACUGUUAAUCGUACGGUUAUUAAUCGAUAGUUAUUGUUUUUAUCCCAGUCUUCUCCGGAAGAGUUUCCUCUAAAUAUAUUGUGCAAUAUUUCGUAUUUUUA